This is a messenger RNA of Lathyrus oleraceus (garden pea), 6325 nucleotides long. RefSeq names its product homeobox-DDT domain protein RLT1. Gene Ontology annotation, biological process: regulation of transcription by RNA polymerase II. The transcript has 18 exons. Bases 598 to 6060 code for a protein of 1820 amino acids. The record is from RefSeq and is a predicted model, not a curated record. NCBI's taxonomy places the organism in Eukaryota, Viridiplantae, Streptophyta, Magnoliopsida, Fabales, Fabaceae. Gene Ontology annotation, molecular function: DNA binding.
CACAUGAGAUUGAAAAAAACACCACAAUUAAAAAGAGUUCAUUCUUCUUUUUCUUUUUCUUUGUUUUUGUUUUUGUUUUUUAGCUGGCUCUUCAUGUUUGACGCGAUCAUCAUGAAAACGAUGAUCAUUAAUCACACCGUUCGUUCAUUUGAUUCAUAAAAAUUCAUAAAAACGAAAACAAUAACAUUAAUUUUUUAAAAACGGAAAUUAAAAAACCAAUAAUUAUGAAAGGUGGUGGUGGAAUUAUAGUACUCAAGAGAAACUGUUGUUGUUGUUUUUCUUGUAUCAUUUUUGUUUAUCGAUUAUUAUUAUUAUUACUACUUUUCUUAUUCUUAUUAUUAUCAUUUUCGUUUUUCUUUUUCUUUUUUCCAAUUUGUUUUUGUUUUUGUUCUUCGCUGUUCUAUCUUUUCAAUUUAAGUUCCACCGUUCAUAUUACAAAAAUCAACACAAAAUUUAAAAUGGGGAAAAUAAAUAUUAACUGAAUCUUUUUGGUUACCGUAAUUAUUAUAAUUAUUAUUGUGGUUGCUUUUGGUUGUUGUUUUUCUUCGCGUUCGGGUUUUGGAAUUCUAGGGUUUUGAAAGGGGAAAAUUUCGAUCUAUGGAGGAAGAAGCAGAGAAUAAUACUCAGAAGGUUGAUGAUGGAGUUGAAAAUAGCAAUGAGAAUUUCAACAACAAUGAAAGCAAUAGUAAAAUUAUGAGUUCCAGUGAAGGUCAAAGCAAGCCCAAGCGUCAGAUGAAAACGCCUUUUCAACUUGAAGCGCUGGAGAAAGCUUAUGCUUUGGAAACUUACCCGUCGGAGGCUACUAGGGUGGAGUUGUCGGAGAAGUUGGGGUUGUCGGAUCGGCAGUUACAGAUGUGGUUCUGUCACCGGAGGUUGAAAGAUAAGAAGGAGUUACCGUCUAAGAAGCUACGUAAGGUGCCACCUUUGGUGAAUUCUACUACUGAUGAACUUAACCCCAAGUUGGCUCUUGAGCCUUGUAAUGAAUAUGGAUCCGGGUCGGGUUCUGGGUGUAGUCCGGUGACCCGACCGGAGUUGCGAAAUGUGGUGCCUCUGCGUUACUAUGAGUCGCCCCAGACUAUAAUGGAGCUUAGAGCUAUUGCUUGUGUGGAAGCACAGUUAGGGGAGUCUUUGAGGGAAGAUGGACCUAUUUUGGGAAUUGAGUUUGAUCCGUUGCCACCGGAUGCAUUUGGGGCACCCUUAGCUGUUGCGGAGCAGCAGAAGCGGCCUGGUCUUGCCUACGAUGAUAAAAUAUAUGAAAGACAUGAAGUUAGACCGAAUAAGGCAAUGACAAGGACGUUCCCUGAAUAUACAUUUGUUCCGAACCAGUCCAGCAUUAGGUCUGACACGUUUGAACAAUUGAGUCAACCUCAUUUAUAUGAUCCAAUGGAGGGUCCUACCAGAACUCCUCCUUUUCCGAUUGGAAAUGAACAUCUACCUAGAAUUCAUGCUACUCAAAGCCAUUCUUCCCGUGCUCGCCUUUCGUCUCAACAUGAUAAGCAAGUGAUUCCCUAUACUUCCCCUCCUCCCCUUUUGUCUCAACAGAACAAGCAAUUGAUUCCCUUUCCAUCUCCUCCUCGAGAUGAUGAUGUUGUCCCCAAUAGGGAACCUCACUCAAACAUAGCCAAUGCAGGCAUGAACUCCCAAUUCACAGAUCACCAAAUUGUUGGACAAGAAAAUCCUUUAGCUUUAGCUUUACCUGGUGGACAAGUUUUCCCCAAUGAUGCGGUAUUGCGGGUGGAGAAGAAACGAAAGAGUGAUGAUGCCAGAGUUGCCAAGGAAGUUGAAGCCUAUGAAAUAAGGAUGAAGAAAGAACUUGAGAAACAAGAUAUCCUAAGAAAAAAGAAUGAAGAACGAAUGAGGAAAGAAAUGGAAAGACAAGAUCGUGAGAGAAAGAAGGAAGAAGAGAGGCUGAUGCGCGAGAGACAGCGAGAAGAGGAAAGAUUAAAGCGUGAGCAAAGGCGGGAGAUAGAACGAAGGGAAAAAUAUUUGAUGAAAGAACAUUUAAGAGCUGAGAAAAGGAAGCAAAAAGAAGAGAUUCGCAGAGAGAAAGAGGCGGAGAGAAGGAAAGCAGCCCUUGAAAAGGCAAAUGCUCGCAGAAUAGCCAAAGAAUCUAUGGAGCUCAUUGAGGAUGAACAGCUGGAAUUGAUGGAGUUGGCUGCAGUAAGCAAGGGCCUUACCUCUAUUAUCCAUAUUGAUCUUGAUACUUUGCAAAACCUUGAAUCAUUUAGGGAUUCCUUGUGUGUUUUCCCGCCCAGAAGUGUAAAGCUAAAAAAACCAUUUGCUAUCCAGCCCUGGAUCAACUCGGAUGAAGAUGUUGGCAACCUUCUCAUGGUUUGGAGAUUCUUGAUUACCUUUGCUGAUGUUCUUGAGUUAUGGCCUUUUACUCUUGAUGAAUUUGUGCAAGCGUUUCAUGAUUAUGAUUCAAGAUUGUUGGGUGAGAUACAUGUUGCUGUUCUUAAAGUGAUAAUAAAAGACAUUGAAGAUGUUGCAAGGACACCUACAGGAUUAGGACUGAACCAGAAUGGAGCUGCUAAUCCUGCCGGUGGCCAUCCAGAGAUUGUGGAAGGAGCAUAUACAUGGGGCUUUGACAUACGAAAUUGGCAGAAGAACUUAAAUCAAUUAACAUGGCCUGAAAUUCUGCGACAGUUAGCAUUAUCUGCAGGAUUGGGACCACAGUUGAGAAAAAGAAGUGUUACUUGGUCAUAUGCAAAUGAUAAAGACGAGGGAAGAAGUGGCGAAGAUGUCAUUUCAACACUUCGUAAUGGUUCAGCAGCUGUAAGUGCAGUGGCAAAAAUGCAAGAGAAAGGUCUAUUAGCUCCUCGAAGAUCGAGACACAGGUUAACUCCAGGAACUGUUAAAUUCGCAGCAUUUCAUGUUCUCUCUCUUGAGGGCGGCAAGGGUUUGAAUGUACUAGAGCUUGCAGAAAAGAUUCAAAAAUCUGGUCUUCGUGACCUGACAACCAGUAAAACACCUGAAGCAUCAAUUUCGGUUGCUUUGACUAGAGAUGGCAAACUUUUUGAAAGGAUAGCUCCAUCAACAUAUCGUGUACGAACUGCAUUUAGAAAGGAUCCUACUGAGUCUGAGUCCAUUCUUUCAGAAGCAAGAAAGAAAAUACAGAUAUUUGAAAAUGGGUUUCUAGCUGGUGUAGAUGCCGAUGAUGUUGAAAGAGAAGAGUCAGAAAGUGAUGAAGUUGAUGAGGAUCCUGAAGAGGAUGAUUUGAUUAAUCCUUCAAGUGGAAACCCAAAUACAGAACAAUAUGAUGACAUGAACAUUUGCUCGGUAAAUGUAAAAGCAAAUUUGGGUCAUGCUGUAGACUUUAUUCAAAAUGAGCUUGAUACAGAUCUUCCUUGUUUUCCUGAGAAUGGUUCCAAGGAUGCUGAUUGUUCCAGUUCUGUCACCAGACAACCAGUUGCUUGUGAAAAUGUAAAUACUGGAAAUCUUGAUGAUGAUGUCAUGGAGAUCGAUGAAAGCAAGUCUGGAGAAUCAUGGGUUCAAGGGCUGACAGAAGGAGAAUAUUCUGAUCUCAGUGUAGAAGAGCGUCUAAAUGCUCUUGUUGCAUUGGUUGGUGUAGCAAAUGAAGGAAAUUCAAUCCGUAUUGUUCUUGAGGAUCGAUUGGAAUCAGCAAAUGCUCUGAAAAAGCAAAUGUGGGCAGAAGCACAAAUAGAUAAAGUUCGGCUAAAAGAUGAUUAUAUUGUUAAAUUAGAUUACACGUCACUUACUGGAAAUAAAUUUGAAACACAAGACACAUAUCCUGCUGUUGAGGAAAACCGUAGCCCGUUGCUCAACAUCAAUAUUAACAACAUUAAGAAUGAAGCAUCCCCCAGCACUACAGAAAACCAAAAAGGAACUCCUUCUGUACAGAGCCUACUUAUUGAAAAGCCAUCAACAGUUCAAGAUUUCUGCACAGGAAUAGGUCCAGACAACUUUCAGACUCAGGUAGCUGCACCGUAUUCAAAAAGGUCACGGUCACAGUUGAAGUCCUAUAUUUCCCACAUAGCAGAGGAGAUGUAUGUCUACAGAUCUUUACCCCUUGGCCAAGACCGCAGGCGUAAUCGAUAUUGGCAGUUUGUUGCGUCUGCUUCUAGUAAUGACCCUGGUUCUGGCAGGAUCUUUGUUGAACAUCAUGAAGGCAGUUGGAGGCUUAUUGAUUCCGAAGAGGCCUUUGAUAUUCUUUUGACAUCACUGGAUUCACGCGGGAUCAGGGAAUCUCAUCUGCGCUUAAUGUUGCAAAAGAUUGAGAAAUCCUUUAAAGAAAAUGUUCGAAAAACUACACAAUAUGCAAAAAUUGGAAGCGUAGAGAAAUAUUCUAUAAAAACUGAAGCUGAUGAAACAUAUCUGGUGCCUGAGCGCCAUUCAGGACCUGACAGUUCUAGCAGUACCCUUCAUGACUUGAACUCUAGUACAUCAGAAACUUCAUCAUCCUUCAAAAUCGAGCUUGGGAAAAGUGAGAAUGAAAAGAAAGCUGCCUCGAGAAGGUAUCAAGAUUUUCAAAAGUGGAUGUGGAAAGAAUGCUAUAGUUCAUCGAUUUUAUGUGCAAUGAAAUUUGGGGUAAAAAGAUGCAAACCUCAGGUGGUUAUUUGUGAAAUCUGUCUCAAUCCUUAUUUUGUUGAAGACCCCCAUUGCAAUUCCUGCCACCGCACAUUUCCGUCAAAUAAUGGAUUUAAUUUUUCUAAACAUGCAUUUCAAUGUGUUGGCAAUUUAUCCAAAGAUAUUUGUAUUUUGGAACAUUCUCUUCCCAUGAGGACAAGAUUGCUUAAGAUCCUACUGUCAUACAUGGAGGCAUCUGUUCUCUCUGAAGCAUUUGGAACAAUUUGGACAGCUGAUUUUAGGAAGCAUUGGGGUGUGAAGUUGAGUAAAUCAUCGUCUGUUGAGGAACUUUUACAGAUGUUGACCCUAUUUGAAAAAGCACUAAAGCGUGAUUUUCUAUCACCAAACUUCUCGACAACGGAAGAAUUAUUGGGAUUAAGCAGAAUGUCAGAAAAGGCUGCACAUGUGUCUGCUGAUCCUGAAUCAGUUGCUCUACUUCCAUGGGUUCCACAAACUACUGCAGCAUUGUCUCUCAGGCUAUUUGAGUUUGAUUCAUCCAUUAGCUAUGUAAAGCUCGAGAGACUUGACCCCGGUGAGGAGAAAGAAGCAAGAGAAUACAUUAGGCUUCCAUCAAGAUAUACUUCCUUCAAGCCUAAUAGAGAGAUUGAGCCAGCAGCUCUUGAUCAUGAUGCAUUCACCAAAAUUAAAUCUUCUACUAAUAAAAUUGUUCAUAGUGGAAAUAAACGUGGACGAGGGGCUAGUGAUCAUGGGAGGGUGAAAAAGCUGUCUAAAAGAAUGUACAAUUCCAAACGAGACACUGGCCGUCGAAACAUUAAUGUCACCGAGAAUCUAAGUCAGAGAUUAAGACUGCAGGGACGAGGACCACAAGGGCAAGGGGGUGGACGAGGUCGUCGAACAGUCAGGAAACGUAGAGUAGAAAAGAGAGCUGUUGAAGAUUUGUUGCUGGGCCAUGCAGCAGCUGGUCAUAGCUUCAAGAGUGCUAAAGAACCACUGAGAAGUUUGGAUGAAGAAUGGGAUGUAGAAAAAGCAAGUUCCAUGACUCCUGUUCACAUUGGGGUUGCUGAAAAUAGUAUCAGUGCUGAAGAGGUGGAGUCUGAUGAUAAUGCUUUAGGAGUGGAGUCUUAUGAUAAUGCUCAAGGAAUGGAAUCUGAUGAUAAUGCUCAAGAAAUGGAAUAUGAUGAUAAUGCUCAAGAAAUGGAAUAUGAUGAUAAUGCUCAAGCAGUGGAAUCUGAUGAUAAUGCUCAAGCAGUAGAAUAUGAUCAUGGAAACUGGGAGAUAGGUUAUAAUGGCGUCUCCCCUAACAGAUGGCACAGGGAUUUGGUUGGAAUGAGUGAUGAAGACGGGGAUGCUUUUGAAGAUGAUAAUGAGAAUGUCAAUGUUAAUGGCUUUGAAGAGAAUUUCGAGGAAGAUUCUGAGGAAGAUAUUAUGAGUGAAGGUUCGGAUCACAUGGCCAAUAGAGUAAUAAACGUAGGAGGCUCAGAUUUGUCUGUCUCUGAAGAUUCUUCUGAUUAGAACAUCCAUUUUUAAUUUGAUCAAUGUAGGCAUUUACAUAUGAAGGCUGCAUUACAUUUUUUCUUAUUGCAGUUUUAGAAAUACCUCAAUUCCAGGUUACAAAUCACACGGCUGGAAGAGUAGAUUUAGUGUAUAUUAUCCAUGCAAAAUGGAGCCAUGUAUUUUUAAAUGUUAAGCAGAGGGCUUUGUAGCCAACCUUAUGUUGUUUUUUUCUUCUCUUUGUAAUAGAUACUCAUUAACUAAUAAAGUUUUUAUUCCACUUUAA